Molecule: messenger RNA, 2745 nt
Organism: Caenorhabditis auriculariae
Lineage: Eukaryota; Metazoa; Nematoda; Chromadorea; Rhabditida; Rhabditidae
Source: the annotation of a GenBank genome assembly
AUGAAUCACGUGCAAACACCUUUUUUUGAGGCUGGCCAUACAAUCCUGUACACAUUCGGCACACGGUCGAGUAGCGAAGAACAGGCAAAAAUGGACUCGAACGCCGACGAAGUUCUCCUUGAUUUUGAGACGGUUAGUUUUUUGCUUGACACUUCAUUACUUCUGCUAUUUUGCGUUUUGAGCGAAUAAAGGUGGGCGGGUAAACAAUUUUCACAUUUCGAACAUAAAUGAGUCACAUUUUACUUGGAUGAUAAGUCUCAAGUUUCUCUGCAGCGGAGCGAACCAAAGAAAAACAAAAAAGAAGGCUGUGAUUAAUUAUAACUGCUUAUCGGUUCGUGUAAAAAAAAAAAUAUUAAAUUGUAGUUACAAGAAAAAGAGAUCCCUAUCCAACUAAGAACUUUUACAGGCGAUGCGAGACUUCGGAGUCAUGUUUCCGGAAAGAAGUUCCGACGACAUCGAGCUUGCGCUUCGAAGGAACGACGGCGACGUCGCCGCUACCAUUGACGCCCUUCUUACUCACCAGGUUUCUUGGUUGGAAGGAGAACUAAGACAAAUAAUCAACAAAGAAGUGAAAAAAAGAAAGAAAUAAAAAAAGAAAUAAAAACUCAUGAGGAGUAUUGGGAAGAAAUCCAAUAAAUGCAUUACGAUAAAAUUCUCCAUAAAAAGCUGCUUUUACAUAAUUGAAGUCAUUUCUAAAAUACGACCAUUGGAAGUUGAUUCUUUUUUUCCAACGAAAUACACAUUUUUUUCAUAUUUUUUUCAAAAACAUAGUUUUUAUUCAACUUCCAGGAGUUUUUUCCACGUGUUUGAUUAGAAAACCGCCACUUGUAAUAAGAGAAUGUGUGCGCUAUGGAUAAUCCAGGAUAAUCGACAAAAAUUUUCAACCUGAGCUUCUAAACCUUUUUCUCGACCUUCUGGACGAAUGAUGUCAACUAUAUCACCUUCAACACUUCUUUUUAGUUUUGAAGACGGAGGGAAUUUCGGCCUUUUUGGAUUCUAAACGGAAAUUGUAUGAUGGAAGAAUAAUGAAUCGAAGUGAAUGUUUUGUUUGCGACGCCGUUCAAACUAGAGCCGGGUUUCGCCUUAACACCAUCCACACACAUGCAAAGACACGCAAAACGACUUACUUUGGUUACACAAGCCACGAAAAAAAAAGAAAAAAAAAGUCGUUUUCCAAUGCUUUUUCCCCAUUAAUUUCAUCGGAAAACGGGAAGAAAUAUAAUUAAGCGACGGAAAAGCGUUGGCCGCGACUCUCCGAGGGAAAAAAUUCAGCUCUACUGCUUGCCAAUUUUUUACGAGUGCCGUUUGGGGUGAGAAAUUAUUCAUUGGUUUUGUAGUGAGGUCAGACUUUGUCGCCAGAGCAGAGUUGCGGCGGAUAGAGCGGGGCUAAAACUUCACAGUACAAUUUUUAUAGGUUAGGUAAAAAUAGAUUUUGUGUUUUGAACUAUGUAGAAGAUCAAUGGUCUACUACCUACUUAGAAGGGAGGAAAACAUUUAUUAUUGGGCAAAAAUUUAUCGAGUAGAUUCGAAUAAAAAAGUAAUGAAACCAAGCUUUUUUUUACGUUGAAAAAAAAAUAUGUUAAAGCAGACAAAAGACGGAGUUGGUGUAACCGAAACAAAAAAUACUCACUUAUUUGGCGGAGUAAUUCAGGCUGAGUCUUCAAAUUUAUAUUCUCGAAGAACAAUAAAAUGAGUUGCGGUCUCAUUUUCAGACGAAAAACAGUUGUCUGUUAUUGAGAAUCGAACUAAAUUUAGAGAAAGUACUUGAAAAAUCGUUGUGAGAAAAUCAAAGUUCUUUGUUUCCUUCAACUUAAAAACUGAUUCAAUUUUUUUUUUUUUGAACAACCGCUAUGUAGUUGUUUUUAUUAGAAAGAAACUCAAAAAAAGUUUUUUCGAAAAUAAAAUAAUACUUAGGCUUCAAGAAAGGUCACAAUCGCUUCUGAGACAAGCGCAGUACAGCCAAAAGGACUGGAAAACCUGCAAAAAGAACGAAAAGAAGUGGAAAAACUGCUCCGCGAGAACCAAAAAAUGCUGGAUGUCGUCUGCGACGUCAAGAAGGCGCGGUCAGUUUGGAUGAUUCAUGAGCUCUAAAAGAAAAAUGAGAAAAAUAGGCGGUGCAGUCGAUGAUUUAAAAUUUUAUACUCAUUAGAAUUUUCAACUCCAGAAAAAUAAUGGAGACGUGUAAAAACCGAGCUGCAAAAAAAGCCAGAAGGAAAUUGAGCCGCAGAGCUCCAUUUUCACAAUUCUUCAAAUUGAUUUCGAAUACCAUGAAUAAAUAAAUUCCUAGAGAUCUGAAAAAAAAAUUUCAAAUUUGUAAAACCGCGUAAACGGUGUUCAUUUAGGCUCCUAGGAUGGAGAAAAACAAUGAGUCACUCAUCUUUCAGUGAAUAUUCCAUUUAUUACUGGGAAAAGGGCUCAGAGAACUGGAAGACGCGCAGUUGGCCUUGCUUCUGCGUCACCACGACGUCUGCGCACUGAUCAAGCGUGAAAAGCCGACGGCUCAAAAAGCCGUUAAAGUGCGCCCUGCGGAGAAGGAGCGUCGAGUGGUGGAAGAGCAGCCGCGGACGCGCUGUCCUGAGGGGCCGGUCGUCGAAUUUCCGGCGACGACGCCGACGACACCCGCCGAACAUCUGCGCCACGGCUUGGCCACCGUCAAGAGAGGUCUCCAAGUGUCGCAUUUCUGAGCACCCUGAAAUUGCAGCUUCGCGACGGCUUCUCUCCUCCCUCUCCACGGAUUCUCAGUGA